CACCCACUCUGGAGCUGGGCUACCUAUAAAUUUACGAUGCGUCUCUCGACCCACCUUCCCGACCUUCAGUUGCAGUUCGGCGCCAUCCUUCCUGUCAGCAGAACCUCAUCUGACACUCCUCCCGAGUUGCAAUCUUACUCCAUCGGAUCAUGAUACUGAAGCUGCAUCAGUACCGCCUCGACCAGCUCCGCAAACUGUUGUAAUUCUUCACAAGUUGCACAAAAAUGACGACAAAAACGUAAAAAUAGUAAUAACCACAGAAAGAAAAGACGACAAAUUGAUAAUAGACAAAAAUAAAAAUGAUGAUUCAUUUUCGAAAAAUGAAACUAAUGACAAAGUUGUACAUAUUCAUAAUAAUAAUAAUAUUCAUGUUGAAAUAGGAACGGUUAAAGUAAGUAAAGAAAAACAGGAUGAUAAAAUUAUAUCAAAUGAAAUGGAUAACGAUUGCAAAAAUAAAAUUACUGCUGAAGCUGUCAAUAAUAAUGAUAAUACUGCACAUUCUGAAAUGGAGAAGGAAAUAAGUCUCGAAAAUAAAAACGACGGAGAUUUUGUAGAAUCAGAGGCAAAAGAAACAGUACAAAAAGAUGACUAUAAAAUAAUAUCCGGUAAAAAUGAUGAUGACCUGAGUUUAAAAGAUGAAAUUAUCGAUGCAAAGGAAGUUCAUGACGAAGAAGAUGUAGAAAAAGAUUUAAGUACAUUGCAUAAAAUUGAUGACACUAAACUAGAUUUGAUUAAAGUGAUAAAAGAAACAACAAAGGAAAAAUUGGCUACACAUGAAAAUGAAGAAUUGACUAAUGAUAAGUUAAAUAAUGUUAAUGAAAGUGUUAACGAAAUACCCGUUGAUGUAGACAAAAAAGUAAUGACAGAAGAUAAAGAAGCAGCAGGUGAUUCUAUAACAGAUAACACUGUUUCAGAAGAAAACAAGCAGCAGAAAAUUCUAUAACAGACAAUACUAUUGCAGAAGAAAAAGAAGCAGCUGAGAAUUCUAUAAAAGUUAGCACUAUUGCACAAGAACAAGAAGCAGCAGCGAACUCUAUUAAAAAUAACACUAUUGUAAAAGAAGAAGAAGCAGCAGAUAAUUUAAUAAAAGAUAACACUGUUGCAGAAGAAAAAAAAGAACAACUGAAUAAAAAUGGGAAAAAUUAAUGAAACAGGGACAUUUGAAAUGCCUAACUUUAAUGAUUAUUUUUAAAAUGUUUUCAUUCAAGUAUUGAAAAUUAAAAACAGAGUAAAAAAUAAAUAAAAACGUAAAUAAUGUAAUAAACGUUGCAAAAAAAUAAUACAUAAGUAAUUUAUAAUAGACGCAGUUUGUUUGUUUGUUUGCUUGAAUGCGCUAAUCUCAGGAACUACUGGUUCGAUUUGAAAAAUUCUUUCAGUGUUAGAUAGCCCAUUUAUCGAUGGAGACUAUUAUUAUCCCCAUAUUCCUUCGGGAACGGGGACCACGCGAGUGAAACCGCGCGGCGCCAGCUAGUAUUAAGAUAAUUAGUAAUUAAAUUAAAUUAUUUAUUUAAGUUUUCUUCAAAAGAGGAAUGUCCACCGGCCAAUAUAACUUCGGCCCCGGAAACGCAGGUGUAAAAGUAUAUGCAGAUGAUAAUAUGAUGUGUAAUUAAGAAUCUGAUUAAAUUGGCUUAAUAAAAGUAUAUUUGUAGGUCAGGGCCGGUGAUGGGCAUUCCCUUUUUAUUUAAUAAAAAAGUUUUUAACCGACUUCAAAAAGACAUGCUGUUUUUUUAUCUAUUCCUUACGUAUCACCGGUUCCACCUGCUACAGGGAUUUCGAAAUAGCGGCAAAACGUAUUUGUCA
Messenger RNA from Bicyclus anynana (squinting bush brown), 1800 nucleotides. RefSeq names its product MATH and LRR domain-containing protein PFE0570w. The coding region runs from base 434 to 943 and encodes 169 amino acids. The transcript is spliced from 2 exons. The record is from RefSeq and is a predicted model, not a curated record. NCBI's taxonomy places the organism in Eukaryota, Metazoa, Arthropoda, Insecta, Lepidoptera, Nymphalidae.